GGCGCCGACCGGUGACGCAUAUAUCGCGCUCUGAGGCUCGGCAGCAUGGCGUUCGUCGCGCUGAGCGAGGCUGAGAAGGUGUACAUUGUGCAUGGCGUCCAGGAAGACCUCCGCGUGGAUGGCCGUGGCUGCGAGGACUACCGAUGUGUCGAAGUGGAAACUGAUGUUGUGUCCAACACCAGUGGGUCUGCCAGGGUCAAGCUGGGCCACACGGACAUCUUAGUGGGAGUGAAAGCAGAAAUGGGGACACCAAAGCUGGAUAAACCAAAUGAAGGCUACUUGGAAUUCUUUGUUGACUGUUCAGCCAAUGCCACUCCUGAGUUUGAAGGUCGAGGAGGUGAUGACCUUGGCACAGAAAUUGCUAACACCCUCUACCGGAUAUUUAACAAUAAGAGCAGCAUCGACCUGAAGUCCCUCUGCAUUAGUCCUCGGGAGCACUGCUGGAUUCUCUAUGUGGACGUGCUGCUGCUGGAAUGUGGUGGAAAUUUGUUUGAUGCGAUCUCCAUUGCUGUAAAGGCUGCUCUCUUCAAUACAAGGAUACCAAAGGUUCGUGUUCUGGAGGAUGAAGAGGGGUCGAAGGACAUUGAACUAUCUGAUGACCCUUACGACUGCAUCCGACUAAAUGUCGAGAAUGUCCCCUGCAUUGUCACUCUGUGCAAGAUCGGCUAUCGGCACGUGGUGGAUGCCACUCUUCAGGAGGAGGCCUGCUCCUUGGCCAGCCUGCUGGUGUCUGUGACCAGCAAGGGGGUCAUGACGUGCAUGAGGAAGGUGGGGAAGGGCAGCCUGGACCCAGAGAGCAUCUUUGAGAUGAUGGAGACUGGCAAGCGAGUGGGCAAGGUGCUGCACACCUCCUUGCAGAGCCUUCUACACAAGGAAGAAAGCCUGGGACCCAAGAGACAGAAAGUCGGAUUCUUGGGAUGACUUGCACAUCACUCCCUCCAUGGUGGAUUGCUUGUUUUUUUGGUUUUCCUUUUAAACCAAAGUUUGUAUAUAUUUUUCUAAACUCUUGUGAAUUUAAGGCAGUAUUUGUAACAUAACUGUAAUAUUAAAGUCUAUUUUCUGGUCUAGUUUGAAAUGGCUAUAGAGUUUUUCAGCUGCCCAUCAAGGUGCCACUCAGUGACCCCAUGGAAAGUCUGGUCCUUUUCUUGUGAAUGACAACUAAACCCCAAGAUCUGCUGCCAAGGGAUGGGGCUCGGGUCAUGGCCCUCCCCAUGGAGACUUACUUAGCUCCUCCUGCAGGAGUUCAAAACAGCACCAACAAACCAACUUUAAUAAAGAUCUGGCAGAAAAUGACUUAAAGGAAA
Choloepus didactylus (southern two-toed sloth) is the source of this 1304-nucleotide messenger RNA. RefSeq names its product exosome component 7 (gene EXOSC7). The transcript has 8 exons. Gene Ontology annotation, cellular component: nuclear exosome (RNase complex); cytoplasmic exosome (RNase complex). NCBI's taxonomy places the organism in Eukaryota, Metazoa, Chordata, Mammalia, Pilosa, Megalonychidae. The coding region runs from base 46 to 921 and encodes 291 amino acids. The record is from RefSeq and is a predicted model, not a curated record. Gene Ontology annotation, biological process: U4 snRNA 3'-end processing; nuclear polyadenylation-dependent mRNA catabolic process; nuclear mRNA surveillance.